Molecule: messenger RNA, 3129 nt
Organism: Centropristis striata (black sea bass)
Lineage: Eukaryota; Metazoa; Chordata; Actinopteri; Perciformes; Serranidae
Product: neurocalcin-delta A
Exons: 5
Coding region: 332-913 (193 amino acids)
Biological process (GO): calcium-mediated signaling
Cellular component (GO): cytosol
Molecular function (GO): tubulin binding; calcium ion binding; actin binding
Source: RefSeq, a predicted model, not a curated record
GGCAGAGCGAGUUAGUUUUGUGGGCUUUUUUACAAACCUCCUGCUCAGACGAGGAGUCUCUGGGAGUCUGUCAGCUACCGCUAGCUCCGUCUCAGUGGCUCAGUCCAUCUUCUCCCCCUCCCCUCUGCUGUUCUCCCCCUCACUUUCUUGCUCUUAUCUUUGUCUCUUUCUGGAGCUCUUCUUUAUUCUUGCCUGUUGCUUCUUCUUCUGCUGCCACUGCUGCUCCCACAAACUUAGUCUUGAGAGAAAGUGCUGGGUGAUGGACUGCUGAACAGCUUGUACGUUGCUACAAAGUGAGCUGUGAGCCGAGUGAUUGACUGGACCUACAGACAUGGGGAAGCAGAACAGCAAGCUCCGCCCUGAGGUGAUGCAGGACCUCCUGGAAAGCACCGACUUCACCGAGCACGAGAUUCAGGAAUGGUACAAGGGCUUCCUGAGGGACUGCCCCAGCGGGAACCUCUCCAUGGAGGAGUUCAAGAAGAUCUACGGUAACUUCUUCCCCUACGGAGACGCUUCAAAGUUCGCCGAGCACGUCUUCCGCACAUUUGAUGCUAAUGGUGACGGGACAAUAGACUUUCGGGAGUUUAUCAUCGCGCUAAGUGUGACGUCACGUGGCAAGCUGGAGCAGAAGUUGAAAUGGGCGUUCAGUAUGUACGACCUGGAUGGAAAUGGGUACAUCAGUAAAGCUGAGAUGCUGGAGAUUGUUCAGGCAAUCUAUAAGAUGGUGUCCUCUGUGAUGAAGAUGCCUGAGGACGAGUCAACACCUGAGAAGAGGACAGAGAAGAUCUUCAGGCAGAUGGACACCAACAGAGAUGGUAAGCUGUCUCUCGAGGAGUUCAUCAAAGGAGCGAAGAGCGACCCCUCCAUCGUCCGCCUGUUGCAGUGUGAUCCCAGCAGCGCCGGACAGUUCUAAAGCUGAGGCAUCAACACUACCUUGCUUCUUUGGGUGACUCCAAAUGCCCUUAACUCUCCAUUACGGAGCAGACUGAUGAUGAAGAAUGACAAGCUGAUGACGAUGAAGACAGGCCUUCAACAUGCACUGAGGACAUCAAAGAUGGGCACAGGAGCCAAAUUUCCAGUUUACUCCCCUGAGCAGUUUAUCUAAACCCUCCAACCCCCAACAAAGACUGAGCCUGAGGACUUUUCCAGAUCCUCAUCAGGUUAUCAAACCCCACUGAUUGUAGUUGACCAGGAUCCCUCAGCUCUCCUAUAGGCACGUCAGAGUAUAAAGAAGGUCUACAGUAGGUUAUGUGUAUAUACAGUAUAAACUGGAGUCUCUGUAUCAGUGUCUUUGAUUGGUUCUCUGUGCCCCUCGAGGCUCCAGCUGCGGCGACACAGAGCCUCUGUCACUUUAAUGUGUAUCAUAGACAGAGUGUGUGCAUGAGACAACGAGAGAGAGAGAGAGAGAGAGAAAGACAUGAUGGUGUUGAAUAACAGGACAAACUGUAGGUGAGAUUAUUUAAUCUGCAGAGCGGACUUGUAAAGUUUGUCCUACACUCAGAACGAGUACUGCUUUUAGUUUUCUCUUUUCUACUGUGAGAAUGUGUACGUGUGUUUGUGUAUUUUGCAAACUUGAUAGACUUUGUUUCAUAUUUUGUGCUGGGACAAAAUUACAUAAACAUGUAAUAUUAUGCUACUAUGCAUAUGCGCCCUAAUCAGUAGUUUGAUUUUGUGAAGUCUCACUGAUGUAAUGAAGAAUGAAAUGCAUCCUUUUUUUUCCUUCAUCUGUUCCAGUGCUUUCUCAUAUCAGUAAGAAUUUAACAGAGGUUAUUUUGGAGCGGCAGAUUAUUGCUGCGCUCUAGCUUAAGGAAAAUAGUAUUUGAGAUCAGUGUAGAUAUAUUAAAGUUCGCCUAAAUUUCAAAAAGCAAAUUCACACAGAUCGGAUUGCUCUGUUCAUAACAAAAGUCCUGAAAUAAUUCUUUUUUAAAAUGAUUUUAAGCUAUUGCAGAAUGUCAAGCAUGCAAACCAGUUUCUUUUUUGACAUUUACUAUGUGAAGAACAGACACGCUUCUUCACCUUCACUUUUAGAUGUUUUUAAAUGCCGCAUGUUGGGUGCAGGGGUGCAUAGACUAAAUAACACGUAUGCAUGUGACUUAUGCGCAUGUGUGUGUUUUAUGUAUGUUUAUGGAUAUCAGUGGCUCAAUGGCCAGUUGCCCAUCCAGCUCUGAGUUUGCUUCUGUAUGUUAGUAUUGUCAUGGUUAAUGCUACCAGUAGUCAGUGUUAUUGACAGCAUACGGACUGCCGAAGCUGACACAUCUCAUGGUUCACAUGAAGAACUUCAUGGAGGGAAACAAAGAGAAGCUUUAGGAAGACCACCACGCACAACAAUCUAUAAAAAGACACACUGUUUAAUGGGGACACUGGGCAGUCAGAGCUGAGAGCCUUUUUUCUCUGUCAGUUGAGCACAAUAUUUAAAUCACCAUAUCAUCACAUCAACUAGUAUUUUACAGUAUUACAGUAUUAAAAUGAAUAACAUGCUAUUGGUCACACAUCAGUAAAACACCCCCCUUAAAUUCAAGCUGAAGGAUUUGAUUAACAUUUAUUGCCUCACCCUCUCCGCUUCACUUUCUUGUAAAAGAAAGGAGAAAAAAAGCUCUCCAGUACCAGUGUGACACUCCCCUGAAUGUACCUGAGCCCUCCACAGGGCACAGCCAAGCCGUUUCAGUUAUUUUCUUAUUUUCCAAUUAGAAAAGCUUUGAAUGUUUCAAUAAAUAACUGCUGUUUUUUUUUUUUUGUGAAGAGAAAAAAAGAUGCAGACAAACAAACCGAGAAUCACAACUACUGCAAUGAUACUGUCACCAUCUGUUGCUUUCAUUGUAUUUUUAUGAUUUUUUUCUUUAAAAAAAAAAGAAGUAGAAAUAAAAAAAAAAAGCUAUGUCAGGUGUUACAUUUCUGUUAAAACACAAAAAAGCAUCUUGUGGUCAAGUGCCAAAUAAAAACAAAGCAGUAUUGUAUAAAUUUAUACUGUACAAUUGUUAUCUGUUGAACAAAAUGUUUGUAAUUGUUGCAUUUUGUAGGUUUUGUAUGGUAUCCUGUAUUUAGUGACUGCAGUUUUGGAACACAGGAUUCUGUUUUUUGGUCAACUUUAAAAGGCAAGAAAUUAAAUUUACAAUUUAUUGUGUGCAAGUA